UCUGCGACAAAUCUCGGGAGUCCGAUGCCCGGGGCCUGGUAAAAAUGAAAGAGGGCAUGUGAAAGUUACACACUCGCAAGCCCGAUGGGCAUGUAAACUUUCAAUCUCCAAUUGAUAUUUUAUUUACGUUUGUCGCCAUUUUUAAAACAUCGAUUCGUUCAAUAAAUUAACUAAUAUGAAUAAAUCUUCGUACAACUUAACCCACUUAAUUCGAAUCAUACAAACGUUUGCAAUACUCGAUUGUGUUCGUAGAUAUUAAAGCGUCUUUUUAACGUCGAUGGCAACAACUCGCCAUGAUUCCUGGUCUGAAAUACAGAGACUCAGCACAGCCUGCGAAGAAAGCUACACAAAAGCAGUCCAGUGGAGUGAAUUCAAAACCACAGUACGAGAAGAAACGAUGCAGAAAAUUUCAAAGCCAAUGGCAAGUAGACAGACCUUGGUUAGUGUACAAUGUUUUAUCUGAUGUGAUGUUCUGCGAGUGGUGUAAAAAGGAGGCCGUUCAGGGCUCAUUUACCACAGGAUCAAAUCAUUUCCGUUUGGAUGCGGUGAAAGAUCAUGAAAGUAGCAAAUGGCACAAGCAUUUUGCUAUUAAAUACUCGGUCAAGCACCCUGAUGACAGUUUAGCUUCCAAAAGUCUUCUUAUGUUGAAGCAAGCUGAAUAUGACAAACUAGUUAUAAAAUUUCGCACAGCUCAUGCUAUCGCUAAGCACAACAAGAGCUUUAAGGACUAUAACUUCAUUUGCAUGCUAGACAAAAUAAAAGGUGUUGACAUAGGAGACCAAUAUGUAAACGACAAAGCUGUUGCCAUUAUGGUGAAAAAUAUUGCAGCUGUGACUAGGAAGGAGGUUUGCGAUAAGUUGAGGGAGAGUCCCUUUUUUUCACUAACUUGUGAUGGGGUCACGGAUUUCACGGGGGAAGAACUGCAAAAUAUUUACAUAAGAACGUGUAAUGGUGGAAAAGUUGAAGAUAUGUAUUUGUUCAUUGGAAGCCCUGAAUCAACAUCAGCCUCUAACCUUCACUUAUUAUUCAGGGAGAUAUUUGAGAGCCUGGACCUGGUAGAGGUGUUUGAAAAAAAACUUGUUGGUUUCUGUGCUGAUGGAGCUUCAAAUAUGCAAGGCUGCAAGUCAGGAUUAGGUGUUUUACUUAGAGAGACAAGACCACACUUAGUUAUAACACAUUGCCUGGCACAUCGACUUGAACUUAGUUUCAAGGAUGGAAUAAAGUCUGCACAGCCAAAGCUUUAUGCCAAAUGUAUGACCUUAUUGCUAGGCUUGUAUUAUUUGUACAGAAAAAGUCCAACUCAAAAGGCGGCCCUUAAGCGCAGCUUUACUUCACUGAACAUGAAACAAGUGUUGCCUACAAGAGUAGGAGGAACGCGAUGGCUGCCUCACACUUACAGAGCAAUUACAGUACUUAUCAAGGGUUACAGGGCAAUAAGGCAACAGCUUGAAACAAGUUCUCACAACAAUGCGAAAGCGGAAGGAUACGCUAGACUGAUUGGUGAUGGGCAUGUUAUCACAUACAUUUUGAAAUUGAAGGAGGUUAUUUCCCACUUGAUGAAGUUAUCCUUAUACUUACAAACACGAGGUCUUGGUUUAGCAGAUGGAUUCCACAGAAUGAAUGCCACAAAAGCUGUUCUUCAACAGAUGGAAUCAGUAAUUUGGGAAUAAAGAAGUUAGGUUCCUGGCAAACAAAUUUGAAGAAUUUUUUGAUUGUUAUUUGGAGGAUAUGCUUCAGGAAUGGACCCUAUUGAAGGCAAUUAUUUAUGAAAGGUAUGUAUUAUGCUUCUUUUUCAUAGAAAUACAGCAAAUAAUAUAACUUGUAACUUAGUCUAUAGAGUGUUGAACAAGGUUUUUGUUUUCCCUAAGGUACCAGAGCAGGAUUACUUUGACCUGGCCUACCGUUCAUACCCAGUUAGCUAAUCAUGGUGUUCAGAACGUGUUAAGGCUUUUGGACUUGAUUCUUUGUUUUCCUCCAACAUCAG
This is a messenger RNA of Magallana angulata, 1984 nucleotides long. Its product is annotated as zinc finger protein 862-like. NCBI's taxonomy places the organism in Eukaryota, Metazoa, Mollusca, Bivalvia, Ostreida, Ostreidae. The record is from RefSeq and is a predicted model, not a curated record. The coding region runs from base 294 to 1670 and encodes 458 amino acids. The transcript has 5 exons.